UUUAUUAGCUCGCCACAUUAAAUAUUUAGCGUGAAUAUGGUUGUGGUUUGCGGUAUAACAUAAAUCAGUGCCUUUAUAAUUCUUUUACCCACAUUAUGUUGUCAAGUUCAUGUCUGAAUUUAAGAGGAAUAAACCGUGCAGAAAAUGACACGCGUACCAUAUAACUUACAACUCGAUACAAAUGAACAAGGAAGUUCCUGAUAGAAUGAAAGCGGGUGGAUUUCCGUCCUUCUGUUUUCAUAGUUUCUUCAAUCGGACUGUUGGUGCAAGAACUUCGUUUAAAGAAACUUGCAGGGUUUGCCAAGUUAUGGAAGAUGUGUCGACGACCAACACACGCGAUUUGUCUGUCUAACUUAUUUAGUUGUCAAAAAUCAUGUAUUGUGAGCGAGUCUGGGAAAUCCUCCUCACAUUCAUCGAUGAUAUGAGAGUAUGGUGUGCUUUUACAUUUGACUUGCCGGUCAUAUAGGAAAUUGGCUUUAUUUAACACUUCUGCUGUCGGUUGGAUGUGAAUACCUGCUGUGUUACUCUGAAGUACUGUACACUGGUGAGCCCACACGAUCAUGUCAUCCCCUGGUGCCAGUACGAUGAUGGCGAGUACGGUGAAUCACCUCUGGUCCCUGGAUGAUAUUCUUGGUCAGGGGGCGACGGCAAGCAUUUACAAAGCACGAAACAAAAAAACAGGUGAGCUGGUUGCCGUGAAGGUCUUCAACCUGGUGAGCUACAACAGGCCGUAUGAAGUUCAGAUGAGAGAGUUUGAGAUGUUGCAGAGGCUCAAUCACGUCAACAUUGUUAAACUCUUUGCUGUGGAGGAGAUGCAUAUGAACCCAAAGCAGAAGGUUCUGGUGAUGGAGUUAUGUUCAGGUGGUAGUCUGCUGAACCUGCUGGAGAAACCUGAAAAUGCUUUUGGACUUUGUGAAUCAGAGUUUCUCAUCGUGUUACAGUGUGUGGUCCAAGGUAUGAACCAUUUGCGGGAAAAAGGGGUGGUGCACAGAGACAUCAAACCUGGAAAUAUCAUGAGGCAGGUCGGUGAGGAUGGAUGCUCGGUGUACAAGCUGACAGACUUUGGUGCUGCUAGAGAGUUGGAAGAUGAUGAGAAGUUUUUGUCAAUAUAUGGCACAGAGGAAUACCUGCAUCCUGAUAUGUAUGAGCGAGCUGUAUUGAGAAAGCCGCAGCAGAAAGCUUAUGGAGUUUCUGUGGAUCUUUGGAGUAUUGGUGUCACCUUCUAUCACGCUGCAACUGGCAGCCUUCCUUUCAUACCGUUUGGAGGCCCACGGAGAAACAAGAAAACCAUGUACAAGAUCACAACAGAAAAGCCAGAGGGAGCCAUUGCAGGUGUACAGAAAGCGGAGGACGGCCCUAUUGAAUGGAGCUACACGAUGCCACAGUCCUGCCAGCUCUCAGAAGGUUUAAAGACUCAACUGGUUCCAGUGUUGGCCAGCAUACUGGAGGCCAAUCAGGAGAAGUGCUGGGGCUUCGUCCAGUUCUUUGCCGCCACCUCUGACAUUCUGCACCGCAUCACAAUCCACGUCUUCUCUCUCCAGCGUGCCACAACACACAGCAUCUACAUCCGCUUCCACAACACAGUCUCCAUCUUUUUUGAGGAUGUUCAAGUUCAGACUGGGAUUGAACCUGAGUUUCAGCAGUACCUGUUUCAGGGUCAUCGUCUCAUAUUGGAGCCAAGCAUGAAAGUAGUCAACCUCCCGCCUACCAGUCCAGAUCGACCAAUCAUUUUGAUCAGCCGACAGCCGGAGAAACUAGUUGGACUUCAAUACAGAGAGCCUGAAUCCCCUAAUAUGCCUACUAGGUUUGAUGUAAUGGCAGAUUACACUUUCUCAAAGACAAUUGUUGGAGUCAUCCAUCAGUAUUUGCGGAUAGCUCGAUCCAUGCAGAAGUACAGAGAGUUGAUUCUGCACGGAUUUUAUAUCUACAUUGAAACCACAGGUAUAGAAAGCAGUAAUAUGGCACAGAGGAUUGCCAUGGUGAAUAUGAAGCUGCUGUCCUGCAUAGGCACAGAGGAAAACCUCCACAGAUUCACACACAAGUUUGCACAUGAGUUUCCAGAUCUCACAGACAAUAAGAAGAAGCUGACCCUGAUUGAAGAAGAUCUGAAGAGGAUGUACGGCAGUGGAAUCAAAGAGUUUCAGAACCAGCUACAACAUUUGCACGUGAUGCUGUUGAAACACUCGGAGACACUGGCACAAGACAAGAGCAUUCAGAAGAUGGAGGUUCUGAUGGGAAAGAUUGCUGCUGUACAUCAGCGGUACUGCAAAGACAGAGUGACAGGAAAGCUCAGCUAUAAUGACGAACAGAUUCACAAGUUUGAAAAGCUCAAUUUAUCUUCAUACAUAAAGAAGUUGAAGGCUUUAUUCAAGGAUGACUGUUUGCAAAAAUACCAGGAUGUUCUGAUGGCUGCAUCGAACUGGAACAGAGUUCUGCAUGAGAUGCAGUCAAGUUUAGAGCACUUCAGUGGUGCCCUGCGACAGCGGAUGGGAGAUCUGCAUGUGUGUGAAGCCCAGCAGAGCAAGGUUUUGGACCAAGCUGUGCUCAGAGCUCUCCAGCAGCCAUUAGGAGCCGAGGGCAUGGACAGACCAAAAAAUGAAGACCACAUGAUUCUCCGAAUGAAUAGAUUGAAAGGCGAGAUGGAGGCCGUGGCACGAGAACUACAGAGUAACAACAACAUUAUAGAGAGCCUUGGAGUAGUUACUGCUAAACUGCCAAUGGAGAGAAAAGUACCUCAACCCAAAAGACCAUGAGGAUCUUUGAGACUACACAAUACCACAAUGAAAGAAAAUGGAAAGAGAAAGCGAAAGAAAGUGGCUAGAAUACAAAAGUCAUCUCAAAACAGAACUGUUUUCAAAGUACUUUUGUAAACUACAUUUAUAUUUUUACCCAAAAACUUUCUCUCAAAAGCCAAGAGUAAAUCCACAACAAUUCCAAAAUGUCACUACAGGUCAAUAUUCAUACAGCAGCAGUUCUCCUGAGUAAUCUAGAGACACUGUUGAUGGCAUUGUGCGUUCAGCCGACAAUAAUGUUGUAAUUAUUGCACAGCCAUGAAAUAAAGCGAGAGCCGUUAAAUCCACCCGGUGUAAUUGAUUCCGUUUGGAAAAGAGAACAGCACAAAUUGAAUUAGUCUAUUGAUCACAGCUGAGUAAUCACACAACACGGAGCAAUACAAAAAGUUUUAUGUGGUCAGAUUGUGUUUUGGAUUCUGUGUUUUAUUUGUUUGACAGUGUUGAUCCGGGCUCUAUGUGAACAGCAGACACGACUCCAAAUAUUAUCAUCAUGACAGGAGUCAACUGUCUCAUUUAAUGUUAUUUCAGUUUACAGUAAGAUAUGACUUGUAGGGUGAAAUUUGUGUUGGAUGGGUUUUGAUGUUGUGUUAUAUGGUUUGAGUGAAUGGGGAAUUCCUGGCUCAUGGGGAACUACCAUGUCUGGUGACAUCACAGAGACCACUGUGGUUCAGCUACAUUUGUGUGUUUGUCUACAUAUGGAAAUUUUUAUCAACGUUGUUUAUUGCCUUUUUUGUAUGUGUUGUAAUAAAUCUUCACUUUCUAGUGUAAGGUAUGUUUAUAUAUAUUUAUCUAAACAUACUAUUUAUAUACCUCUAAUACAUUUUACAUUUUAAUCAAAUCUGUGAAACA
Molecule: messenger RNA, 3641 nt
Organism: Triplophysa rosa
Lineage: Eukaryota; Metazoa; Chordata; Actinopteri; Cypriniformes; Nemacheilidae
Gene: ikbke
Product: inhibitor of nuclear factor kappa B kinase subunit epsilon
Exons: 21
Coding region: 561-2753 (730 amino acids)
Biological process (GO): peptidyl-serine phosphorylation
Cellular component (GO): cytoplasm
Molecular function (GO): ATP binding; protein serine/threonine kinase activity
Source: RefSeq, a predicted model, not a curated record